AUGAGCUUAAGGAUAAUACUCCCGGCAGAGUCGAACUUACCGGACAGUCCAAUUGAAAAUGUCCGCGACUUCUUAGCACGAAGUGAAGCAGAGAACUGCCAGAGAGAAGUGAUCUUCUUUGACGAAUCGCUAACUGGAUACGUGAUCUACAGCGGAGACAGAGCUGGCGACUUUUCCGUCUAUUUGGACAUUUCUAUCGUGCCAGAAGAGGCCAAUAGAGCAAGGUUCAGCAACCUACACUCGCCGCAGCGAAACCAUACUUCCCCAGCACUCUCUACGCCAGAGCCAGAGGCCACCGAACAACCUAAUUCAUACAGCAUUUUGAACAGUACGUUGACGGGAAGUGACAUUGUUUACUCGGGCGAAGUGCUAGCCGAGAGACUGGCUAAUAUUGUCGAUGGUUCCAGCUCGGGGAUAGAAGUAUCCCAAUGCAUCGUUUGGCGCUUCAAUAUUCCGAUAGUCUACCCAAGGAAGAAGUUUGGGAACCCCCGAGUCAAGGUGAGCUGCUACCUCAAUGAAAAGGAGUCGUCGUCCUCCUCUGCUGUGAAUGAUAUUGAGGACAGAGCUGAUGAUAAUGCGUUGACUUUUGUUGAGUCUGCUUCCUUGCCUGACUAUCUGUACGCUGACAAGCCAAAUAUCCUCGAAGAGUUGAACCACGGCGUAGUUAACAAGGACGAUGCAUUGAUGAACCAAAAGUUUGAAUUUUAUGAAGAAAAGGAGGUACGAACGAACCCUGCCACUCACUCGAGGACCGGCACUGGCUCGGGACUUGACAGGGUCGAGGAAAAUGACGUGACAAUUCCUACUGGCUCAAUACCCUCCCAACCAGUUCAUGAACAGCCUAUGCACAUCAGCGGUCUGGUAUCGCUCCCUAUCACCGUGUCCCUGGUUAUUAAGCUUAAAUCUACGAAACCUGCUGGUCGGAACAAUAUACUUCUAUCUACGCUAAAUAUAGAGGCGUCGGAGGAGGUGCAGAAGAUGUAUACUAAGAAGGACAACAUGUACUUUAAUAUUCUUGGUCUUAGCGUAGUGUUCAAGGCAGGAACGAUAGAAGAGUUGAUAAGCAAUGAAUUCCCCAUACGAUUCAAGUUGGAGGACUCGCUCAAUUUAACGUACAAGUUGAUUAACAAUGAUUUCUUGGACAAGGAGUUAAAGCAACAGGACGGCAGCGGGGUCCAGUUCACCUCAACUAAACCUGUCAAUAUUAAGCUCACACUUCAAGUACAAAAAAAAUGUGAAGGGAAAAAUGAAUUCACCACAAUAAGUAACACCAUAGUGACAUCCUGGAACCCUUAUCUUGACUUUAGCAUAAUAGCGCCUCCAAUCAAUAGUUCAUUGAAGGCAACAGCCCCAACUGGCGGUCAAAUUGGACCAGGUGGUUCUCUUGGGGCAAUACCAACUUUAGGUAGCAGUGGCUUAUCGCUGCACUUCCAAACUUCGCCAUUAAUACAAUCGCAAGCUACGUUUGGCGCAAAGUUACCACCACGUAAAGCAGCAUUGCUAAGUAGUGCCCAUAAACAGAAGACUUCCAGCUUCGUGGAUGUCAACAUAAUCCCCUCUAUAAACAACAACGUACCCAGUUCCAACAUUUCGUACUCGAGCCAAAGCGGGGGGAAUUUGGGCGGUGCUUCAAAAGUGUUAAAUUCUGCUUCAUCUGUUACUGUCAAUUUAACAACUAGCUCGUCAAUAUUAUCAGGUUUAAAGUUAACUUUUAUUGGGAAGUUGAGUAUUCAACUAGGACAAAUAACAACUUGGAGGCUACAGGCAAUUAACAAUUCGACAGGAAGCUUAAAUCUCUCUUUGUUGGUUCAAUCACCAAGCUCGCAGCUUGGUAGUGGUAAUAACGCAAGUACUAAAUCAUACUCCCAUAGUAAUUUACUCUUGAACUACGGUAAGACUGACACGCCAAUCAUCUACGGGCAGGGUCAAUUGCAAUCUCUAUACAGGUCAUUAAAAGUGGUAAAGAGUGGAGUGAUAAUAUUGGACAAUGAUAUACGUUUGGGCCCCUUAGAGAACAACAGUGUUUUUGAGACAGAAAUCAAGUUAAUUGGAGUAAGUAGAGGUGUUUUCAAUCUUGACGGGAUCAAAAUUUUCGACACUAACACUGGCGAUGGGUUAGAUUUUGGGAAGUUGGUAGAAGUAUUUGUUGUAUAG
This is a messenger RNA of Dujonia railenensis, 2154 nucleotides long. The record is from the annotation of a GenBank genome assembly. NCBI's taxonomy places the organism in Eukaryota, Fungi, Ascomycota, Pichiomycetes, Serinales, Debaryomycetaceae.